AUGGUUCACGGAGGACCGUCUGGUUACUGGGGGAGGAGGAGGAGGAAGAGAAGGAGGAAGAGGAAGAAGAGAAGGAGGAAUAGGAAGAGGUACCCGCCUUCCCCGCCUCUAUCAGUACCCACGCCUUCCCCGCCUCUAUCAGUACCCACACCUUCCCGCCUCUAUCAGUACCCACCUUCCCCGCCUCUAUCAGUACCCACACCUUCCCCGCCUCUAUCAGACCCACGCCUUCCCGCCUCUAUCAGUACCCACGCCUUCCGCCUCUAUCCAGUACCCACACGCCUUCCUCUAUCAGUACCCACACCUUCCCCGCCUCUGUCAGUACCCACGCCUUCCCCGCCUCUAUCAGUACCCGCCUUCCCCGCCUCUAUCAUUACCCACCUUCCCCGCCUCUAUCCAGUACCACGCCUUCCCGCCUCUAUCAGUAUCCGCCUUCCCGCCUCUGUAGUACACACCUUCCCCGCCUCUAUCUCUGUCUACACCUUCGCCUCUAUCAGUACCCACGCCUUCCCCGCCUCUAUCAGUACCCACACCUUCCCCGCCUCUAUCCAGUACCCACCUUCCCCCUCUAUCAGUAUCCACUUCCCCGCCUCUACCAGUACACCUUCCCGCCUCUAUCAGUACCCCACCUUCCCGCCUCUAUCAGUACCCACCCUUCCCCGCCUCUACAGUGCCCACGCCUUCCCCGCCUCUAUAGUACCCACACCUUCCCCGCCUCUACCAGUACCCACCUUCCCGCCUCUACCAGUACCCACACCUUCGCCUCUCCAGUACCCACCUUCCCCGCCUCUAUCAGUACCCACACUUCCCCCGCCUCUAUCAGUACCCGCCUUCCCCCGCCUCUAUCAGUACCCACGCCUUCCCGCCUCUAUCAGUACCCACCUUCCCCGCCUCUAUCAGUACCACGCCUUCCCGCCCUCUAUCAGUAUCCACGCCUUCGCCUCUAUCAGUACCCACGCCUUCCCCACUCCUAUCUCUAUCUACCUUCCCCGCCUCUAUCAGUACCCACGCCUUCCCCGCCUCUAUCAGUACCCACGCCUUCCGCCUCUAUCAGUACCACACCUUCGCCUCUAUCAGUAUCACGCCUUCCCGCCUCUACCAGUACCCCGCCUUCCCGCCUCUAUCAGUACCCACACCUUCCGCCUCUAUCAGUGCCACGUUCCCCGCCUCUGGUACCCACGCCUUCCCCGCCUCUAUGUACCCACCUUCCCGCCUCUACAGUACCCACACCUUCCCGCCUCUUCAGUACCCACACCUUCCCGCCUCUAUCAGUACCCACCUUCGCCUCUAUCAGUACCCACGCCUUCCCUCGCCUCUAUCAGUACCCGCCUUCCCGCCUCUAUAUCAGUACCCACGCCUUCUCCGCCUCUAUCAGUACCUUCACCUCUAUCAGUACCCACGCCUUCCCCGCCUCUAUCAGUACCCACGCCUUCCCCGCCUCUAUCAGUACCCACGCCUUCACCUCUAUCAGUACCCGCCUUCCCCGCCCUCUAUCAGUACCCACGCCUUCCCCGCCUCUAUCAGUACCCACGCCUUCCGCCUCUAUCAGUACACGCCUUCCCGCCUCUAUUAGUACCCCUUCGCCUCUAUCAGUACCCACGCCUUCCCGCCUCUGCAGUACCCACACCUUCCCGCCUCUACCAGUACCCACACCUUCCCGCCUCUACCAGUACCCACACCUUCCCCCCUCUAUCAGUACCCACGCCUUCCCCCCCUCUAUCGUACCCACCCCCCCGCCUCUAUCAGUACCCGCCUUCCCCGCCUCUACCAGUACCCACACCUUCCCCCGCCUCUACAGUACCCACACCUUCCCGCCUCUACCAGUACCCACACCUUCCCCGCCUCUCAGUACCCACACCUUCCCCGCCUCUAUCAGUACCCGCCUUCCCCGCCUCUAUCAGUACCCACCUUCCCCGCCUCUAUCAGUACCCACGCCUUCCCCGCCUCUAUCAGUACCCUUCCCCGCCUCUAUCAGUACCCACACCUUCCCCGCCUCUAUCAGUACCCACGCCUUCCCGCCUCUAUCAGUACCCACCUUCCCCGCCUCUAUCAGGCCACCCGUCUUCCUCUAUCAGUAUCCACGCCUUCCCGCCUCUAUCAGUACCCACGCCUUCCCCGCCUCUAUCAGUACCCACGCCUUCCCCGCCUCUAUCUCUAUCUACACCUUCCCCCUCUAUCAGUACCCACGCCUUCCCCCGCCUCUAUCAGUACCCACGCCUUCCCGCCUCUAUCAGUACCCACGCCUUCCCGCCUCUAUCAGUACCCGCCUUUCCCGCCUCUAUCAGUACCCACGCCUUCCCCUCUUCUCUAUCUCACCUUCCGCCUCUAUCAGUACCACGCCUUCCCCGCCUCUAUCAGUACCCACACCUUCCCCGCCUCUAUCAGUACCCCGCCUUCCCCGCCUCUGUCAGUACCCACCCGCCUCUACCAGUACCCACACCUUCCCCGCCUCUAUAUUAG
Messenger RNA from Homarus americanus (American lobster), 2460 nucleotides. RefSeq names its product extensin-like. The coding region runs from base 1 to 2460 and encodes 819 amino acids. NCBI's taxonomy places the organism in Eukaryota, Metazoa, Arthropoda, Malacostraca, Decapoda, Nephropidae. The transcript is spliced from 3 exons. The record is from RefSeq and is a predicted model, not a curated record.